GCGCAAAAGAUUUCACGUAAGCUCAAUAACAGAAUGCUGUACAACGAGCAUUACAAAGAUGACAUGAUUUACAUCACACAAUUGACGCGUAAUGUUUUGUUUUCACUCGGAGUUUGGCCUUAUUACAACAGAAGAAGAUCUAUCAGGGAAAAAGUCUGGAAAUACUUUUUGAUCUCAAUCUCUUACACUCUUCUCUUCUGCGUCCUGAUUCCCGGUGCCCUCUUCUGGUUGAUUGAAAAGAGAACACGCGUCAGGCUCCAAACGAUUCCUCUACUUCUCUUUGGCUUUACGGCCAGUGGUAAAUACGGCAAUCUGAUAUUCCGUGAGAAGAGUAUCAGACGUUGUUUGAAGCACAUCGAAGAAGAUUAUAAAUUCGCAACCGUGAAGACACGGGACAUCAUGAUUGAAUCUGCGAAGAUCGGACGACGUUUGGUCACACUUUGCGCGAUCUUCAUGUACGGUAGCGGGCUCUCUUUUCGAUCGAUCCUGCCAUUUGCCAAGGGUAAAAUCGUCAAUUCACAAAACAUCACGAUCAAACCUCUACCUUGCCCAGGUUAUUUCUUUUCCUUCGAUGUACAAGUCAGCCCUGCUUACGAGCUAAUUUUCGUAUUACAAGUAUUAUCCGGGUUAGUCACUUAUUCGAUAACAACAGGUUUAUGUGGCCUAGCGGCAGUUUUCGUAAUGCAUGCCUGCGGUCAACUAAAGAUUCUAGUGAAUCUGAUGAGAAAUUUUGCCGAGGGACAAUGGCAAGAAAAACAGGAAGUGAACAGGAAAUUAGCUGUAAUGGUCGAACAUCAAAUAAGAAUUCGAAGGUAUCGACAUUUCAGUUUUUUGCAAUCGGUAGAAAAUACUCUACAACAAGCAUGUCUAAUAGAACUGACGGGUUGCACGGGAGUUGCCUGUCUUCUAGGAUAUUUUAUAAUAAUGGAAUGGGAAAAUAGCAAUUCGAUAGCUAUGUGCUCCUACUUUUCAGCACUUGUAUCAAUGAUGAUAAACAUGUUCAUGAUUUGUUACACUGGUGAACAACUUACCGUUCAGGUAAAAUUGUUCAUUUACUUUCCUAGCAGAUUUUAUUUUGCGAUAAUACAUGGUAAAAUUAUCAUUAUAAUGUUAUUUAUAGUAAUAAGAAUCAAACGAGCUUUUUACUUUAUACAAGACAAUAUUUCAAAACAAAUUGUUAGAAACAUUUCCAUAUUUUUUAAACUUUUUAAAUAUAUGAAUUUUUUUGCAGAGAAAGUAGCUAGAACAUCUUGCGUGCUGGAAUGGUAUCGUCUUCCAAGAAAGGAGACACGCGGAAUUGUGCUGGUGAUAAUCAUGUCAAAUAUGCCCACAAAACUUACCGCUGGGAGGAUUAUGGAUUUGUCAUUCAAGACAUACGGUGAUGUAGUAAAGACGGUCGUGACAUAUUUUAACAUGCUCUUGAGAAUAACAGAAUGAAUAUUUCUGGUUUAUAUCUCUUUCCUUUCAACAGAAUCAUAACUACGAAUGCAGUGGUAACAUUGUACUGUAUAUGCUCAUGAUAUAGAUGGGUCAAAUACAAAAGUUUGUAUAAUGUACAUAUAUCUAUGUACAUAUAUAUAUUUAUAAUGUAUAUACAGAUAUACAUAUAUAUGUAUAUAGGUAUAUGUAUAAGAAGUAUAUGUAUAUAAGAAUAUGUAAGAAAUUGUAUUGUUUUUGAAUAUAAUAAACUUCACAUUAAAUUAAAAAUCUAACAGAAAACAGAUAAAUCAGUUAUCUAAUUAGAUAUUUAACUUUUUAUAAAUUUAUAUAAAUUGUAUCUUUUCACAAGAUAAAUGAGAAUACGUAAUAGAAAAUAAAAAAAAAAAA
This is a messenger RNA of Monomorium pharaonis (pharaoh ant), 1827 nucleotides long. RefSeq lists its product as uncharacterized. Bases 34 to 1437 code for a protein of 467 amino acids. Gene Ontology annotation, biological process: sensory perception of smell; detection of chemical stimulus involved in sensory perception of smell. Lineage: Eukaryota; Metazoa; Arthropoda; Insecta; Hymenoptera; Formicidae. Gene Ontology annotation, cellular component: plasma membrane. The record is from RefSeq and is a predicted model, not a curated record. Gene Ontology annotation, molecular function: odorant binding; olfactory receptor activity. The transcript is spliced from 5 exons.